Messenger RNA from Neohortaea acidophila, 1360 nucleotides. RefSeq lists its product as uncharacterized. The record is from RefSeq and is a predicted model, not a curated record. Lineage: Eukaryota; Fungi; Ascomycota; Dothideomycetes; Mycosphaerellales; Teratosphaeriaceae. Bases 95 to 1099 code for a protein of 334 amino acids. The transcript has a single exon.
AUGCGGGGGCGGGGAGGGCGCGCAGACUCGUGAUGAGCAACUACGAAGGCCCUGCAAGAAUCGGUCCUGCUUGCUCUCCGACGAAGUUCCCCAAAUGCGAAUGCUGUGUGUUUGCACAAGGUCGCGGAGCGAAGGGCGUGAAUCUUUUUUAUUUCGUGCACACCGCUCGGUGCGCGUGGCCUCGACUCAUUCUGGCGCCACAGGCACGUUAGCGCGGCGGCCGCGAAUAGAACGAAGGGGACGAGGAAGAAUAGGCAAAGGGCACGCCAUCAGGGUCGCGUGGCCGUUUCCAUUACGAAAUCCACGCGGCUACGGGCCAGUCAACGAGCCCACGCCGCCCGCGAGGCCGCUGAAACGGGCGAGGACAUGCCCGGGCGGUCGCUUGCGCGCCGUCCAGUGGAGGCCGGAAGAAUUUUCCUACACGUGCGCAUGGCCGGAUGCGGUAUUGCUUUCCUCACACCGCGCGUUGAACGUGCUCAUCAGCUACGACGUUUCCACUCGUCGUCCUCGCCAUGGCCACGUCGUCGUUCCCAACAUUCCACCAGAGGCGGCAUUGAUGAACGGGACUGUAUGGCGUCGGAAGUGGAAGCUGCGGCAUGGCGGUGUGAGGAGCUUGGGCGGAAAGCGGGAGCUGUCAGCUGAUCACCUCUCUGUCUUCCUCCGAGACAUCAAGAUCCUUCUCAUCAUGUGCUCCUAUGCCAUUCGCCGUGCAUCAUGCCUGCUGACUCUAUCGCUGCGUGAAUUGCUUCGUCGUUGGCCUCGGUCAAGCCACUCCGUCAAGCAAAAUCACAUUCAAUUUAAUGGACAUUCGCGACAUUUAGGACUUUGUCGACGUUCAUUUACUCAGCGUGCCGCAGAGGAGGCAGAGUGUUGCAAAAGCUUGCAAGGUCACCAGGCUCUACGCCCUGGCUGUCCGCCAAAUGCAGGGCCUCGAGCCGGCGCAGCGCUACGGGAAAACUCAAACAGUCCAGACUGGCCUCGUGCCGCACGUUCCCCGACGACCCGAACCACUCUUUACAUCGUUCACUCGCCAAGGCUGUCAUGCAUCGGCCUCCUCCGACAACAUAAGACACAGUACACAAGUUCGAUCAAUACGUAGCCGUCAGUCGCUGCACGAGGUAUUCGAAGCUGUCGCGUGUCAUGUCAACCUCCGCCAACUGUCUCUUCCCUCAUCUCAUCGAACUGACCUGUUGACGCCUUCAUACUUCCUUCCUUUCGCACCAUCGUAGGUGCCAGGAAUGGCAUCGAUGAACUUGUCGUAAUUCGGAUUGCAGAAAUACGCAAUACUAUAGCGUGACGGAUGCACGUCGGCCGGCCUCGGCGGCUCGACGACUCGAUGCUUCGUGCUUUUGAUUGUGUC